Lachancea fermentati is the source of this 2502-nucleotide messenger RNA. Lineage: Eukaryota; Fungi; Ascomycota; Saccharomycetes; Saccharomycetales; Saccharomycetaceae. The record is from the annotation of a GenBank genome assembly.
AUGGCAGUUACUGUUGGAGGUGUAUUAUCGGGCGUAAAUCCUUUCCACUAUAAUACUGGCUCCCCGAUAACCCUAUUUCUAUUUCAAGCCUGCAUUAUCCUAAUAUUGUCAAAUGCGAUCCACAUAGUAAUGAGCAAGAUCAGACAGCCAAGGGUUAUAUCGGAAGUUUUGACAGGUAUAAUAUUGGGACCAACUGUAUUUGGCCAAAUUCCUAAUUAUACUACUACUAUCUUUCCCACGGGUUCUAUAACUGGUUUGAACUUGGUGGCCAAUUUUGGAAUCAUCCUAUUUAUGUUUUUUCUAGGGCUGGAGGUCGAUAUCAAAUUUAUCAAAAAGAAUAUGAAGACAGCACUUUCUAUUGGUCUCGCUACCCUUGUUAUCCCAUUCGGAUUUGGAUGCCUAUUUGCUCUUCCGCUCUAUAAUAAUUACAUGAGUACGCAAGAUGAUAUUAAAUUCACCGUUUUCAUGGUCUUCAUAGCUGUAUCACUGUCAAUCACGGCCUUUCCCGUUUUAUGCCGUAUUUUGGCUGAACUAAGGUUGAUUAAAGAGCGUGUCGGAGUAAUUGUUUUGACGUCAGGUACGUUGAAUGAUGUCUUCGGGUGGAUCCUGUUGGCUCUGUGUAUCAUACUUUCAAACUCACAAUCUAAUCCGGUAAACGUCGUGUACAUUCUACUCUGCACACUUGGUUGGUUUCUACUAUAUGCCUUCCCAGUGAGAUAUCUCUUAAGAUGGGUACUAGUGAAAACCAACGAAUUCGAAAGAAGUAAGCCGUCAUCACUAAUCACGCUAUGCAUACUUGUCCUCACAUUUGUAAGUGCUUAUUUCACGGACAUUAUUGGAGUACACCCAAUUUUCGGAGCAUUCAUAGCUGGCUUAAUUGUUCCACGGGAUGAGGGCUACGUCGUAAAGUUGGCUGAGCGCAUGGAAGACAUUCCUAAUUUGGUUAUGAUUCCAAUAUACUUCACCAUCGCUGGUCUUAACGUUGAUUUAACUCUAUUAAAUCAAGGAAAGGACUGGGGAUUUACGUUUGCAAGCAUAGGGAUUGCUAUUUCUACCAAGCUCUUUGCCGGUUGUAUAACAUCUAAGCUAAGUGGUCUCUUCUGGAGAGAGUCACUUGCUGUAGGGAUUUUGAUGUCAUGUAAGGGUAUUGUGGAGAUUGUCGUCCUCACCACUGGUUUAAGUGCUGGAAUAAUUUCAAGAAAAGUGUACGCAAUGUUUAUUUUCAUGGCCCUGAUAUCUACAUUUGUCACGACCCCAUUGACAGUAUGGCUAUUUCCUGAAUCUUAUAGGGAAGAAAUUCGAAGAGAAUUGGAGGAAACUGAAGGGUCUAGUACUGAAUCGCCCAAAAACGAAUCAGAUCUGGAUAAGAUAGAGUAUUUCAAAGAUUUCAGAAGUCAUCAGAUUCGUCGUGUAUCACUUAUUCUUCUCAAUCUGGAAACUAUCAACUCGACGUUGUCAGUUUUAAAUCCAUUAUUCAAGGGUCAACAACAUGUCAGCUAUGAGCUCAAAAAGGCAGAAAAGGAGCAAACAAAGUGCUCUGGCCACAAGUCCUGUAAUAAUGAUGAUGAGGCUCUUACAAUUUGUGUAUUUCCCACUGUUAGUACUGAAGUUGAAGAAAACAUCAGUUUGAAAACAGUUUACCUGAAAGAACUAACUGAUAGGACAACCGACCUUCUCCAAAACUCAAGUGUGGAUCACAUCAUGUCCGCUGAUCCAAAUUAUGAUAGUAGUCUACGUGUGUUUGAAAUCUUCUCCGAUUUAAUGUACGUUGAUUACAGUAAUGAGGUCAUGUUUUGUUCCUACAGGGAAAAAGCUGCAAUAAUAGGAGAUAUAUCUGACGAACUCUCCGACAUAACAUUUAUUCCUUUGAAAGGAGGUUCCUACGAAAACGCUAAUAGUUCGUUAGUACCAUUAGGAAAACCUAACGACAUAAAUCAACUCCUCAGUGUAAAUAAUCUUCCUGAUAAUUCUUUCCAAUCAAUUACAUCGAAAUCUAAGUCCAGAAUUGCUUUUUUGAUAUCCAAUAAUAUUAGGAAAUCUCGGUUAGGAAAACUCGAGAAGACGGAGCUGGUUCUAUUUUUACCCGAGCUCAACUUAGAGAAGUCGGAUUAUUUUGCUCUUUACUUGGUUUACUUAAUGGUUUAUGGUGCUUCGAAUGAUAAGAAAAAAUUGGUAAAUUUAACAAUUUUUGCGAAUUCCAGAAAUACACAAUUGCAAGACUUUAUCGAAAGAACCUUUUCUGAUUUGAAGAAUUGCGUGAAAGUUGUGAGAAUUGAUAUCAGCAAAGAGUCUUAUGAAGAUGAGAGCAAUACAACUCUUAUUGAUGAGUUUUUAGAGUCUGAUGUUUUGGAGAAUAAUUCGAAAAAUAUUGAGGGAAGCUUGCUAGUCAUUUCGGACUCAGAAUUUUCAAGUAAUAAGGUGUUCAAUAAAAACACAGGUGCUUUAAUUGCAGCUGGACGCCGAACAUCGGUAGAUAUUUUGGUAUGCCACUACUCUGACUAG